UUCUCAACCUUCUCAAUUUUCUGAGGAAAUCGGUUAUUUAGCUCUCUUUCAUGACAUUUGGAUUUAUUUCUUAAGUUGCUUCAUUUGUGUCAUGCGUGUGAGUGAGCAACAAAAGUCGCGUUAGUCGCGAAAAAUUUCGUUCAUAUAAAUAUUCAACUUGGUCGAUAUUGAAUAAAAACCUCGCUGAAAGACAAAAAUUCAUUAGCUUUUAUAUUCACAAUACCUUGUAUUCAUGGCGUAGUGCAACAGAAAAUCGCACAAUUCGUCUAGAUUUGAAAUGUAGGGAUGAUGAAGAAAAAAGGAAGUGUAAACGAGUGUAGUGGUGUUCCCACAGUGAAAAAUAGAGGAAAAUCUCGUUCACUCACUAGAAAUGUGUAAAUAAGGCUGUUACAAAACAUUUUGAAGUGUGUGUGCGUGCGUAGAAAAUAUAAUUUUUCAUGUGGAAAAAGCUAUAAAAAUUAGUUCAAAGUGAAGUGCGUAAAAAUUUAUAAGGGCGCUACAAGGCAGAAGGCGGCGAGUUACAAUAGCGACCUUUGGAAAAUUCUGCUACACGGUGGAAGGCGAAAAUGAGUUCGAGUUGCAGCAGUGAAAGUGUAUGCAAAGGAAAUAAGUGUUCGAUUGUCGAAAAUUAGCUGAUAUUGCAAUCCAACUCAAAGCACACUGUAUUCCCGUGGGUGGGUGGGCGGUUGAUAUGGACGGCAGUGCUAAUUUUCAAAGCAAGCAAUUUACAAAGGAUGGGAUAGAAUGGGUGGAAAUCAUCGAGCCACGCACCAAGGAGCACAUGUAUGCCAAUCUUACAACUGGCGAGUGCGUUUGGGAUCCACCGCAAGAUGUACCAAUUAAGCGCACCGACUCAUCACAGUGGUGGGAAUUAUUCGAUACGAAUACGCAACGGUUUUACUACUACAACGCGGCAACACAAAAGACCGUAUGGCAUCGGCCGAGUAAAUGUGAUAUCAUACCGCUGGCAAAAUUGCAAACGCUCAAACAAAAUACGGAUCCGAGUGAUCGAAAGGAGAACAGUACACAAACGCAACAUAUCGCCGGUUCACAGUCACAAUCCCAAUCGCAAUCACAGUCACCAUUGGCGGCGGUCGGAAAGUUGCGUACACAACGGAGCGCUGCACGUGAAUCAGCAGGAUUGGUGGCCAUGAAUAAUACGAAUACUGGUGGUAGUGGCGGAAGUGCGGGUAAACGUAGCAGCGCGGGUGUGGAAGACCGGGGAGGAGGAGGCAUGGGUGAUUCAAAAGUCAACAGUUUGCCGCUGCAGGCAAGUUCGGAGGAGAAGCUCUCCGCAGAAUUAAUUUCUAGUCCACGUGGUCGUCAUAGCUUUCGCGUUGGAACGGGUGAUUCAUCUUCGUUUACGGACAUGAAACCAUUCGCCUCGAGGCGCUCACAAGAUUCAUCAAAUCACUACAAAGAGUCUGGAAAGUCCAGCGAUUCCAGUCUGUCUAGUAUACAUGGUUAUCGACGCUUUAAUGAAGCUGGCGUUGGUGAGAACUUACUCUUAAGUUCACUACAGAAGCAGCGUACACGUAAAGAGGGCAGCUUUGAUUUGUUUCAAGAGAGCAGUAGUUCACAUAAUUUACCGCAUACAUCAUCCUACGGUGGCGGCGGUAAUAGUGGUGUUACAAGCGAUACAUAUUUCGAUCGUCAUUAUCAACAGCCGCCAACGCAAACACAUUCACCGCAGCAGCAACAACUUUUUCCGGGACAUAAUUUUCCAGGCUACUGCUCGUCCAAGUCGUCGGACAUUGCCCCGCCAACGCAUUCGGCGCAUACACCGCAGCCAAAGAGGAAAAUCUCACCCGAAAGUGGCAGCAGCGUGGUGGGCUCAAGUAUGAGCAGCGGUAGCGGUCAGUACCCAGCUGGUCAAUAUCCGCCACUGGCAUAUGCGCAUCAAAGACACUCGCAGCAGCAGACACAACGCGUGCAACGUUGCAGUGGCGGUGGAAGUUCGGGGGGACGGCACCGUGGUACGGCAGAAUAUGCAGGCGAACAUGAUCGAGAAUAUAAGGUGUCAUUGGCGCGCUCUGGCAGUUUCAUGUCAUCAUCCGUUAACUCCACAGCUACUGGCCACCACGGUAAGUCAUAUCGCAAGUCCAGCGGCGAAGCGAAUGGUGGAGCGGCUAGCGAUGAUUCAAUGCAUGAAAAGUAUUUCAAAUCCGUAGAAAAUACGCCUUUGUCGCGCAGGCGUCACACUGCCGCCGUCAAGUCGGCAAGUGGCGAUGGUACUGGAGGUGGUGGUCUUGGAACUAGUGGCAUCGGAAGUUGUAAGAAGCAUUCGAGUGAUUCAAGUCCGCAGAGUCCAAUUAGUCCUCAGAUAAAAUCUAAACCCUCAAAAACCGCGAAUAAUGUGCUCGGCAGCGGUUCUGUCACGAAUAGUACAUUGCACUCUCCCGGUCAUUCACCGAUAGCUUCUUCACAUACCCAACACUGCAAGCAAGAUUUCUCUUGUAGCCUAGAACUUUUGAAUUUGGAGCGUAUGACUUUGAAUAAAUCCACAUCGCCGCAUUUAAGUGAUGUUGUCGCUGCCUCCUCCUCGACAUCACCAAAUAACCUUACAAGCACUACGGUGGGUAUGGAAAAUUUUCCUUCAUCGGAUAAUAUUGGUGGCGCGCUGACACAUUCUUCGCGCAGUUCGAAUGAUUCGCGCAGCAAGCAGCCGUUGUCAACAAAUGCGCGCACACAUCACAAGCAAACACCAACACAACAGCAGCCAUCGCAUCAUCUUUACCAGAGUAGUCAAGAUAAUCGUUCUGCUGGUUUGAUGCGUCAUAACUCAACUAGCCUGGAUAAACACGCAAUUCGCCGUUCAAAUGAGCAUUACAUUAAGCAUGACCAUCGUCGUUCACGUGGCGCUCGACAACAGAGCAAUCUACUUAACGCCGAUAAUAGUGAUGUGGAGUAUGACAACGGUAAUACAUCACCGCUUUACAGCAAUUGGGAUCAGGAAAUGCACGAACACCUUCUACCAUUGAAGAAUUACAUAAUGGAACAGGCAAAAUUAUCUGGGCACUAUGUGUUCGGUGAUCCCAUCGAUUCAGACUCCUAUCAUUCAGAUAGUCAAUCUGAACAUUCGCUCUCCGGUCAUGAACCAGACAACGAAGAUUCGGAUGGUGGCUCGGACACACAUGGCGGUUAUUUGGAACAUAAUUAUGGCAUGAUCGAUGACUAUGCCAAUGUGGAUGAUAGCGUGUCCUAUUACGGAUAUCAAUACCCUCCGUAUGAUCCUUCAGGACGCGAGGAUAUUUCGGACAAUGUAGAGGCCGUCCUCGAGGGUAUUGGCAGUCAAGGCGCUGAACGUGCCUCCGAAUUUACACAAAAACCAAAGCAGCGAUAUCAAAUCUCCUUUUAUGAUACAGCGCACAGUACAACUGCACAACAGCAGCAGCAAUAUCAACAAAAACAACAAGCACAGGCCCAUCAUCAGCCCGCAUUGCAAUCACAAGCACAAGCACAGAAAAAUCAACUUUAUUCCAAUGCAUCAUCUCUUGCGCUACAGCACCACCUGCCACUACAACCAUCGCUGCCACCACAUCAGCACCUUCAACUGGAUGCUGAGUCAAAGCAACAGCAAUCACAAACGCUACCCUCACCUAAUCGACAAAUUUCACGCAUCGCUCAAUUGGGCGGCAUCAGCGGUGCUCUUGGUACUGAUGGUAAUAAUGAUGGUGUUGUUGGUACUGGGGGUGGUAGUGUACGUCUGCAUCAUUAUGCUAAAGAUGAAAAUGUUGUUAUAGUGGGCGCAGGAACAGUUAAUUUGUCGCGUACAAGCAGAUUGACACCACCGUCGCUAAAGCCGACAAUACAGCAGAUAUUUCCCCCCAGCGAGUGUGCGCCAACUAAUCUAGGCGGUUUGCCCACCAUGCUGGUCUGCAUGAAGGAAUGUGAUAUUGAGAAAUUUGCCGCUGACAAUUUGAAUUUGCAUUCGAAGGGAAUUUUUCGUAAAAAGUCUUCCGUACGUGAUAUGCUCAGCUGGACUGCGGAACCCAUUAGCCGGCCCAUGUUAGCGUUGUCACGUGACAAAGCAGACAAGAAAACUGCCAUUGAACUCUUCAAAUUGGUGCAAAUUUACAUGGGCGAUCGGAAAGCACGCGCUGGCAUGAGUCUCAAUUCGGUAGUGAUUGAUAUAAUUGUGGCAGCGCUGCCUCAGCAACAACUUCGCGAUGAAUUAUACGUGCAGCUAUGCCGUCAGACCACGGAAAACCCAAAGCGUGAUUCUCUCAUACGUGGCUGGGAGUUGAUGGGUAUUUGCUUGUCUUUUGUGCCACCAUCACCCACUUUUCAGCCAACAUUAUUAAAUUACAUGAAUCGCCAUCGCGACCCCUCCUUCGCUACAUCAUUCCCGGAGGUAGGCAAAUGGCCCAUACACGUACAGAUCUCUCACUAUGCUACUGUUUGCUGUCGACGUUUGGAUCGCAUCGGCAGCCAUGGUCGUCGGCAGGCAAAGAGGCCCACCGAAGAUGAAGUUGAACAGGCGAGGAAUCAGAUUCUACGCGUUAGCAUGUUUGGCAAUACCAUCGCUGAGGUAAUGGACUUGCAAAAGGAUAAGUUCCCAUUCCGUAAAUUGCCAUGGAUACAAACCACAUUAUCAGAACAUGUUUUGCUUUUGAAUGGCAAACAAACGGAGGGAAUUUUCCGAGUCUCUGCCGAUGUGGAUGAGGUCCACUGCUUGAAGAGCCGUUUAGAUCGGUGGGAAGUUCCUGAUUAUAAAAAUAGCUUGGUGGAUGCGCAUACGCCCGCUAGUCUAUUGAAACUGUGGUAUAGAGAAUUGUAUGAUCCUCUCAUACCGGACCAGUUAUAUGAGGAAUGUGUUAAUACGGAGGAUCCGGCCAAGGCCAAAGAAAUUGUUGAUAAGCUGCCUGAACUUAAUAAGUUGGUUUUAACCUACCUGGUGCACUUCUUACAACAAUUCUCUCAUGCCGAUGUGGUGAGCUGCACCAAAAUGGACUCAUCCAAUCUGGCAAUGGUUUUUGCCCCGAAUUGCUUGCGCUGCACCUCGGAUGAUCCGAAAGUGAUAUUGGAAAAUGCGCGCAAAGAGAUGGCAUUUAUGCGCACACUCAUACAAAACAUGGAUACAACGCAUGUGGCGAAUCUCACUUGAGAGCGCUAUGAGGACUGAAUUUAGAUUAACAAGAAAAUAAUAAAAAAAAAGAAAAAACAAAUAAGUGAUCGAUUGUAAAGCAGGGGAAAGAGUAGUAGUAGCGUAAAAAAGAGAAAAACCAAAAUAAAGCAAAUGUUAAGAGUAUUGCGAUUUUUGUAUUUUUGUUUCUGUUUUUGUUAAUAACAACGCGUUAUAAUGUAUGUAUUUAAAAAUGUAAUAUGAAAUACUCAUUUGGCAAGCAACACCGCAGAUUUUCAAAAAAAAAAAGCCAAAAAACAGCUAAUCAAAUAGUUAAAUAGUUAUAUGUGUAUACAGUACAUUAGCAUUAUAAAAUAUUUAGUAUUACAUACUCAUAGCAUACUUAAAUUUAUAAAUAGUAACUAGUAAAGCGUUGUAUUUACAAUUGGGUCACACGCACAAUACUCGUGCAUAAAUGUACAUAUAUAUAUGUAUAUACAAAUGUGUGUUUUCGCAUGCAUAGAUACAUAAUUAAACACGACCACUUAUAUAUAUAUAAUUGGCGCGUACACCCUUUUUGGGUGUUUGGCCGAGCUCCUCCUCCUAUUUGUGGCAUGCGUUUUCAUAUUUUUCCACAAAUGGAGAGACCUGUGGUUUUAUGUCGCCUCCGAACGGCAGAUAUUUUUUAUGAGGAGCUUUUUCAUGGCAGAAAUACACUCGGAGGUUUGCCAUUGCCUGCCGAGGGUGACCGCUAUUAGAGAAAACUUUUUCUUAAUUUUGGUGUUUCACCGAGAUUCGAACCUACGUUCCUCUCUGAAUUCCGAAUAGUAGUCACGCACCAACCCAUUCCACAAAUGGAGAGACCUGUAGUUUUAUGCCGCCUCCGAACAGUAUAUGGUUUUUUAUGAGGAGCUCUUUCAUGGCAAAAAUACACUCGGAGGUUUGCCAUUGUCUUCCGAGGAGCGAUCGCUAUUGGAAAAACUUUUUCUCUCCUUUAGUGUUUCAUGCCCGGGCACUACCGAAUGGUAACCAAACCAUUCGGCUAGACGAUAUAAAUAUUGAAUGUAUUUAAUGAUGAAAAUAGUAAUUUUAGCGCUGGUAACUUUAAAUAACCCAAGAGAAAUUUAAUAUUUAAUAAAUCUAACGAAAAUGAUACUAAUUACUAUCACGACUAAAUGCUUUAUUCUGCUUUCUCUACUAUAAACUAUAAAACCAAAUAAUAUUCCUUAUUCAUACGCAACUGUAUGAUAAGAUUAUGUGAGCAAUUAGCAAGUAAAUGAAAACAUUACAGAAUAAUGAAAAGCUACAUAGCAUUUAUGGGCAUAAAUUGACAGCUUUGAAUUUUCGGCAUGAAUGUUAAGCAAUGAGAUAAGAUUUUCUUCAGUCAAAAACUAUUUCAGGCACCAUCAUUACUCCUGAAACUAAAUGCAAACGUUAUUGAAUUUAUUUUCGAAUUUUAAUAUGUAAAAAUGCCCAACCAAACAUAUUUGUAUUUAGUGACUAAUUUUAAUAUUUCUACUCAGUAUACUUUAGUUAUACGCUUAGUAUUUAUAACUAAUAUUAUUAAAAAAAAAAACAGAAAUUAUAAACCUACUAAAAGCAAACUAUGACACUCAAUAAGCAGCACUAAAUUAAAAAAAAAAAUUUUACUCAUGUUGAAAUCUGAUAUGUAAAAGUAACUGGGAAAAAAAUCGAAACCAACAAUUAGAUAAAAAAAACAGCAAUAUAUUUAAUGAACUCAAAAACAAAUAAACCAUAACAAUAAGAAGAAAAAAGGAAAAUGCGCACACACGUUUAUAAUUAAAGUCUAAAGAAUUUUGCAAAAUGCGGUAGUUUAUAUUAAUCACCGUUAAUAGGAUGAUUGAUAUCAAAACAAAAGCACAUAUCGCCGCUGAAAAUAUGGCUACGAUAAUGGCUUAAUACCGUCAGGAAAAAUUUCGAUAAAAUAUCAAAAAAACCUAUUGCUUAACACACUGAUUGUUAUAAU
Molecule: messenger RNA, 7052 nt
Organism: Anastrepha obliqua
Lineage: Eukaryota; Metazoa; Arthropoda; Insecta; Diptera; Tephritidae
Gene: RhoGAP93B
Product: filaggrin-2
Exons: 19
Coding region: 692-5107 (1471 amino acids)
Biological process (GO): signal transduction
Cellular component (GO): cytoplasm; cytoskeleton
Molecular function (GO): protein binding; GTPase activator activity
Source: RefSeq, a predicted model, not a curated record